AUGGCACUCUUUUCUUCCCUAACCCCAGUCUUCAUAGCCAUUAUAUGUGUUUUGAUUGGGGUAAUACUGAAGAAGACUAACGAAGGAAAGGACAAACGUGAGACUAAAAGCAAGCCUCUAUCUCGCCCAUGGGUGGAUGAAGAUUUAAAAGAUGGCACUGACCACAACUUAGAGGAAGAAGAGGUUGAUGAAGAGUGGCAAGGACUUGAUGAAAACGUUGCCCAUAUCCCCUUCUUUGCGGAGCGCUACUCUGAGGCCGAAAUGAUUAAAAGGUCACAGAUGUUUUACGAGCUUCUUAAUAAGAGACGGUCUGUCAGGUUUCUCAGUGAUGAGAUGGUCCCCAGGGAGGUUAUCGAUAAUGUCAUCAGAACAGCAGGUACUUCUCCCAGCGGAGCGCACACUGAGCCCUGGACCUUUGUGGUAGUGCAAGAUCAAUAUUUAAAACAUAAGAUUCGUGAGAUUGUAGAAGAAGAAGAAGAAAUCAACUACAAAAAAAGGAUGGGAGACAGAUGGGUUAAUGACCUGAAAAGACUGAGAACAAACUGGAUCAAAGAGUAUUUGGACACUGCUCCAUAUCUGAUCCUCAUUUUCAAGCAGGUAUAUGGGCGGCUUCCAAAUGGUAAAAAGAAGACCCACUACUACAAUGAAAUCAGUGUUUCUAUUGCCUGUGGUAUCCUGCUUGCUGCACUGCAGAAUGCGGGUCUGUACACAGUGACCUCCACACCCCUCAACUGUGGCCCCCAACUCCGGGUGCUGCUCCAGCGCCCAGCAAAUGAGAAGCUACUCCUGCUGCUCCCUGUUGGCUAUCCCAAGAAAGAUGCCACUGUGCCUGCACUGACCCGAAAGCCACUGGAAGACAUAAUGGUGGUCAUGUGAGCCUGGCACCAUGAGGAAGGAGCACGGCCCUGCUGCCAGAUAGUAAGCAGCAGCCCACUGAAGUUGUCACUGCUGUUUCUGUGUA
This is a messenger RNA of Athene cunicularia (burrowing owl), 961 nucleotides long. It is a transcript of the gene IYD, whose product is annotated as iodotyrosine deiodinase. The record is from RefSeq and is a predicted model, not a curated record. Lineage: Eukaryota; Metazoa; Chordata; Aves; Strigiformes; Strigidae. The transcript has 5 exons. The coding region runs from base 1 to 876 and encodes 291 amino acids. Gene Ontology annotation, molecular function: oxidoreductase activity.